AAGGAUGCAGAGGCCGGGCUGGCGCGGGGGUCGGGGACGGUGCGCGGGAAGGGAACUCAAGUCGUCCGUAGUGGCUGCUGGGACUCGCUGUAGGUCGUAUCCGUCCAGGUAUGCUUGCACAUUAGCCUCGAAUUCAGUGCUGGUGAACCAUGAAGUGCCUGAUCGCCGGCGGCAACGUGAAGGUGCUGGGCAAGGCUGUCCAUUCGCUCUCCCGAAUCGGGGACGAGCUCUAUCUGGAACCCUUGAAGGACGGGCUCUCCCUGCGUACGGUGAACUCUUCCCGUUCUGCCUAUGCCUGCUUCCUCUUUGCCCCACCCUUCUUCCAGCUGUACCAGGCGGCCUCCCCAGGUCAGGACCUGCUGCGCUGUAAGAUCCUAAUGAAGAGGCACAGUACCAGGCUGAUGUCCUACCCUGCCCAGUCCUUCCUGUCGGUCUUCCGCUCUCUGGCGAUGGUGGAGAAGACUGUGGAAAAAUGCUGCAUCUCCCUCAGUGGCAGCCACAGCCACCUGGUGGUCCAGCUCCACUGCAAGCAUGGGGUCAGGAAAACACACAACCUCUCCUUCCAGGACUGUGAAUCCCUGCAGGCUGUCUUCGACCCAGCCUCGUGCCCCCACUUGCUCCGUGCCCCAGCACGGGUUCUGGCAGAGGCUGCUCUUUCCUUUCCCCCUGCGCUCACUGAGGUGACACUGGGCAUUGGCCAUGGCAGACGGGUCAUUCUUCGCAGUUACCAGGAGGAGGAGGCAGAUAGUACCAACAAAGCCAUGGUUACUGAGACUAGCAUUGGAGAGGAGGACUUCCAGCAGCUGCAUGCCCCAGAGGGGAUAGCUGUUACCUUCUGCCUCAAGGAAUUUCGGGGGCUCCUGAACUUCGCAGAGUCAGCCAACUUGCCUCUUACCAUCCACUUUGAUGUUCCAGGCAGGCCAGUCAUCUUUACCAUUGAGGAUUCUUUGCUGGAUGGCCACUUUGUCUUGGCCACACUCUUAGAACAAGACCCACGUUCCCAGGACCCAUGCUCCCCAAAGCCUCGCCAGCCAGUGCCUCAAAAGCAGGCUCAGAGCAUGCCCCACUUAGAUGACUUCACCAAUGAUGACAUCGACUGUUACAUGAUUGCCAUGGAAACCACCGUGGGCAGCGAGGGCUCCCGGGCACAGCCUUCCACUUCCCUCCCACCCGUCUCCCAGCCCUCCCAUGACCUCACCCCUCCCUCAGAGGAGGAGGAGGAAGCUGAGCCCAGUACAGUGCCUGGGACUCCCCCACCCAAGAAGUUUCGUUCACUUUUCUUUGGUUCCAUCCUGGCCCCUGUACACUCCCCCCAGGGUCCCAGCCCUGUUCUGGCUGAAGACAGUGAUGGUGAAGGCUGAACUUGAGAAACUGAAGCUUGUGUCCAAAGGCCCAUGGACCAGAAGCAUGCCCAGCCACUGGCAGGGCUGGAACUCAGUCCCUGGGCAUGGGAAAGGGGCUAUCCGCUGCAGAGCUGCCUAGGCAACCAUGUUUGGACCGUGUUUCACUCAACCUGUAUCAAUCAUGUCUUUUUCUGGUGCCCAGCUGCCACUGACAGGUUCCUCACCUCUUUCUCACUGUAGAGCCACAGGCCAGGCCCUAGGUAUCUGGCUAGAGCUAGAAACAUACCUUCCUCAGGCUUGCCUGCCUCUUAAAAAAAAAAAAAAAAAAAAAAAAUCACAGUGCUGAUUACCCUCUGCCAAUCAUGAACUCCCUAUCAAUCCUUGGGCCAUGGUUGGUAGGGACUAUUUCUCUUUCUUUCCCAACACUUGGGCCUUGGCUUGGAAUCCUAAUAGCCUCUGGACCCAAGUGUGCCCUGGGGGUUUGCCCUGGCCAGGCCCAUGUCCAGCCAGUCAGUCUGCCCUCCCAGGUGGCUUUGUACCAAAGGGCUGCUGGCCUGCUGUCGGGGACAAGUGAGACAGAGGCCAUGGUGAGAAUCCAGCUUUGACCUUUAUUCAAGAGACCAGAUGGGUUGCCCCAGGAUCUGGCUGCCAGCCGUGCAAGGCUGGAGACCCACAAUCUGGUCUGCCAUUGCCCUGAGCUGCAGCCUUGGCCCCAGGAUUCCACUUGCAGCCACCACAGGUGCUGGUGGGAGGGAGCCCUGGGGGAUUAGAUGCUGCUAUUGAUUCAUUAAAAAAGAAAGGAAAAGACACUUAGCGCUGUGUGUUCCCCGUGACGGGUGGGCCUGGGGGGCCAGUGACCCAUGGCAGCAUGAUUUCUGUACAAAUAAUCCAUCAUCUGGGGCAGAAGGGCAGCACAUGGAGGCUAUUUCUUGGCUUUGGCAGAGUUGCGUGGUGGGGUGAUGGGACGGCCUCCAGGGUUCAGGCCACUGAACUGCCCAUACUUCCCCUUGUUCUUAUCAGCGGGCUUGAG
Onychomys torridus (southern grasshopper mouse) is the source of this 2373-nucleotide messenger RNA. It is a transcript of the gene Rad9a, whose product is annotated as RAD9 checkpoint clamp component A. The transcript is spliced from 11 exons. Gene Ontology annotation, biological process: mitotic intra-S DNA damage checkpoint signaling; DNA repair; DNA replication checkpoint signaling. NCBI's taxonomy places the organism in Eukaryota, Metazoa, Chordata, Mammalia, Rodentia, Cricetidae. Gene Ontology annotation, cellular component: checkpoint clamp complex. The record is from RefSeq and is a predicted model, not a curated record. The coding region runs from base 150 to 1361 and encodes 403 amino acids.